This is a messenger RNA of Ceratina calcarata, 2985 nucleotides long. RefSeq names its product NCK-interacting protein with SH3 domain. The record is from RefSeq and is a predicted model, not a curated record. Lineage: Eukaryota; Metazoa; Arthropoda; Insecta; Hymenoptera; Apidae. Gene Ontology annotation, biological process: endocytosis. Bases 1 to 1941 code for a protein of 646 amino acids. The transcript is spliced from 9 exons. Gene Ontology annotation, molecular function: Arp2/3 complex binding; protein binding.
AUGGAUGACAAUUCCAUUAGGUUAGAGAACUAUGAAGUGCUUAAAGCUUUGUAUGAUUUCAAGGCCACGUUUGCAAAAACUCUCAGCUUUCAGGAAGGCGAUUAUUUUAUUUUAUAUCAGACCAAUACCAAGGAGAGAAAUUGGUGGCAAGUUGUUAACAGGGAAGGCCAUACAGGGUAUAUCCCCUCGAAUUAUGUCACCACUGUCAAGGUAUCUGCUCAGGUAUUGAUUAAAUUCCUAGAGGACUGCAUAGGAAAUGUAAAGCUUGAAACAAAAAAACAGACUGGAAUGCAUUUGGACAAACAGGAUCUUCUUUUAAGAUUGAUAGAGAAGAAAAGACAAGCAGAGUCUAAUAAGAAACCUAAAAAACAAGCACCGAUGCCUCCAGACUUUGGAAGUAUCACGUCUACUAAAGAAAUCAAUUCAACGCCUGUUUGCCAUACUCGAGAGGGGGAUGUUAGCACUGCUCAGAGUAACACAUCGUAUGUGACGGCACAAACGACCCUGCAUAGUAACAUCGAGAAGGAAGAAGCGCCGAUCACGCCAAAAUGUCAGUACACGUCCGCGAGCGAGCCGAUAAUACAAUCGGUACCGCGUCAAUCUUCCUCGGAGACACAAAAGAUUCAGGCGGAAGUUCGUAAAAGUCCGUCUCAGGGCAGCGCUAAGCAGACUCCUACUAAUUCACCGAUGAAAAAGAAAGGUCCUUUGUGUGAUAUUAAUUCUCAUACGGCUUAUCAGUUGCUCGAUCAAGUGCGGAGAAAUACUCAGUUAAGUUACGAGAUGUCGAAGGUCGCGGUAACGGUAGUCGUUUCUGGGCUGCAGCAGUUACUGCCGCAGAACGUGAGCCCGUAUCUGGACGCGUUGUUGCAUCAAUUAGAAAUGCCGUUCACCGUGUCUCAAAUGAGCAUGGAAGAGACGUACGAUGCACACCGACUGAAAGUAAUUUUCACAGAGCUUACUUCUUGCAAAGAAGACUCUCAGCAGAGAAACUGGAUGCUUUACGAGGAUGAAUCUGUUAUCGUUGAUUAUAUUAAAGAACUUACUUCUAUAUUGACAAACGCAGACGCGAAUGUCUCUCGAUACAUUUUGCAACAGAAUCAAUAUAACGGAGUUAAUAUAUUAAUACAGUAUUAUCAAAUGGAGCCAAGAUGGUCCAUCAGGCAAUUGCUGUUACAGUCAUUCGGAGUAAUGUGUAGUCUGGAUUCUGUGAUCUUAACUAUAAUGUUGAACAGUGUAUUACCUAUGGAGUUGGCAAGAGAUAUGAGGAGUAAUCCUAGAAACGUGACAAAAUUAAAUUACUCUUCGUUGUUGCUUACUAUGAUUUUCUCAAUGGGUGAACCCAUGCCAGUUACACAUUUGGAACAAUUAGGUCCGGAUUUUAUAGCCUUCGUCUUGGACCUGAUAGAGAACCCACCCGACAUGGAUCUGGAAGAUCAAAUACCGGACUUGUUCGUAAAUUUAAUAUUAUCUUACAACUUGCAAUUUACCAAUUCUGAGAACAUUGUUUUGAACGCAUUGAAAGAGAGAACAGGGGCGAAAAACUUCACCGAGAAGAUUUUACUUCUUUUUAAUAGAGAAGAGGAUCCGGUGCGAAUAUUCGAUCAUGAACCGCAACCUCCACAUUCCGUAUUGAAACUGUUCAUCGAUUUGUUCAAUAAUGACAUCACGGCGAGUCUCUUUUACACUAAUGACGUGAAGGUUCUAAUCGAUAUUAUAUUGCGUCAACUAUACGAUAUGUUCCCCGGUGAUAAGCGCAGACAAUAUUUGGAACUGUGCCGAAGAGUACUCCGUACUUCUAGUUACAACGAGCACAAGUAUCGUUCGGAAGAUCUAUUGAAGUGCUUUACAAGAAUAUUCUGCGAGGAGACUGGAGAGAGCCAAGAAGAUCAGCAAUCGGUACGCGAGAUCAGUAACGAGUUCCCGCAUCUGUUUAAAAUGUGAUAUUUACUGUCACCCUCCGAAGAAAAAAAUUUGGAGGAUGACGACUUGCAAACUCUCGUGUAAGAAAAAGGUACGUACGAUUUAAACAGGAGAGGACGAAGGAUCAAGUUACCGAUCGAAAAGAAUUUCUUUAUUUUUCUAAUACUUCGAUUUUGCAAAUAUUUUGCUCAGCCAACUUAAUAUAUACUACCAAGAACGCACACGUACAUACAAUUCGCUGAACUUUGAGCGCAACAGAUUGUAUUUUCUUCCCGUUUUAAUCUUUUUAGCGAACAAUACUAUUUAUUCUAAUAAGAAUAUGAAGAGAAAAAUAAACAAAAAACAUAGAUCAGCAUUUAAAAAUUAUCAUAUAGAUAUAUAUGUAAGAUGACUUUUUUAUCGUUCUAAGCAUGAGGACCAUUGGAAGUACAUAGAAUCAUUCCAGUAGGUAAAUAAAUAAAUAUACUAUGAAAUUAUAGUAAUGUAAUUAAUUGCACACGUAAAGUCUCAAAGGAAAAAGUUUUACGUACUCGACUUGUCACUCCGAUAUAAUAUUAAAGAGAAACCUAAAAACGUAUAUAGUUGAAUUAUCUGUAAAAUUACUCUAUAGAAGUUCUCCGAUGUGAGAACAAACUGUUUUAAUCUUGAUCCAACUAUGAAAGUUACAGUCUCUUUUCUGUCUGUAAGCUAGUCUAGUCUCCACGUCUGUGCAAGUAUAGUAUUCUAAGUCAUACGUUACUUCACUUCCUAAUUUAUGAUGAAUUUAGUCUCUCUCGUAAAUAAAGUAUACAAUAUAUAUGUAUAUGCAAGUUAAAAAUUUGUUCACCGAGUUAUAACUCGCGAUCGCGACCAUAGAAGUUAAUCGCGAUAAAAUUUCAAAAGUUUAUUAGUCCCGCUAUAUUAUAGUUAUCAAACUUUCUAGUCUAUUGCUAGCAACUAUAUUUUUUUAAGAGUAUUAUCACUGCGUUACGUUUGCGACUAUUGACAUGUCAAUUACGAGAAAAUCUGAAAUCAUUGUGAUUAUGAAUCAAAUGUUAAAAUAUAAAUAAAAAGGAAAUUAGACGA